AUGGUGUUAGAUUCAAGUCAGGAAAAGGAUAUUUCCGAAUUAAAAAAAAAACGUGGCAUAAUUAAGGCAUCACUUACGCGAAUGAAGACAUUUGUUUCUAAGUUUGACGUAAAUGAAGAUCCAAUUACACUGUUGGAAUUCAGACAAGAAGAGCUGCCUGUAAUAAACAAAAAAUUUGAUGACACACAAACUCAGUUGGAACUUCUAGUCGAAGACCAAGAUUUAGAAGAAGAGGAACAACCUAUUUCACUGCCAACAUUCAGUGGCGAUAUUCAAGACUGGGAAUCUUUUUAUGAUUGCUUUCGUGUCAUGGUGCAUGAAGAUACUGGACUUUCUUCAGCCCAAAAAUUUUAUUAUUUAAGAUCAAGUCUCGCUGGAGCUGCACUCAACUUAGUGAAAUCUGUACCAAUGACAGACAUAAAUUAUGAAAUUGCAAUAAAUCGCUUAAAACAAAGAUAUGAUAAUCAAGGUCUUGUGAUACAAUCACAUAUUCGCUCGAUAUUGGAUACUCCACACAUCCAAAAACCCACUGCAAGUGAGCUACAAGGUCUUCAUGCCCACAUCUGUGUUCAUAUUGCAGCUCUUAAGGCUUUGAAACAACCAACGGAUCAAUGGGAUGCCUGGCUAGUAACCAUUAUAGUAAGUAGACUAGAUCCAGCAACAAGUCAGGAUUGGCAGUUGCGCCAAGAAUCCACUGACCUACCAAAAUAUAAGGCAUUAGAAAGUUUUUUAUCAAGCAGAUGUGUUGCAUUGGAGAACUCUAACUUCAAUAAACAGAGUUCAAGUGAAGUGAACAGCCAACAAAUUACGUCAAGAAGGAAGGAAUACGAACAAAAAUCGAAGAAACUCACUUUAAUUGCUGGAACCGAAAAUAUCAUCUGCCCCAAGUGUAAUGGCCAACACAAAAUAUAUGCCUGUGAAAGUUUUAAGAAACUUACUGCUAUAGAACGUCUUAAUGUAAUCAGGGAUGCAAGACUUUGUUUCAAUUGUUUAUCUGGAUUUCAUUUAGCGAAUGUUUGCAAGUCAAAGUUUUCAUGUAGUCGUUGCCAUCGUAGGCAUAAUACACUACUUCAUCUUGAGGGACGAUCAGAUAAUACCAAUAACAACAUAACAAACGAUGUACAAGAGGAAAACUCUUUACCAGUAUCUUCACCUCAAGUUUCAAUGGCAGCUACAUUAGCAAAUAGUUAUGUUUUCUUAUCAACUGCGGUCGUUCUAGUCACAGACAAUAAUGGCAGGGCUCAUAAAUGUCGUGCAGUGUUAGACAGUGGCUCCCAAAUAAAUUUCAUUUCCAAGGGUCUCCAAAAUAAAUUGAAAUUGCCCAGUGAAAGGAUUUUAUUACCAGUAUGUGGAAUUGGAACAAGCCGGCUGCAAACUACUUCGAGAGUCAAUAUUCAAGUACAGUCGUGUAUUUCAUCAUUCAAUCUCAAUAUGGCAUGUCAUGUCAUACCUACUGUGGUAAGUGAUCUUCCAGCUUGCAAGGGGCCCAAGGAUGGCUGGAAAAUAAGUAACAAUUUGGCAACACAAUUAGCUGACCCAAAAUUCGACCAGGCAGGUCCAGUGGAAUUAUUAAUAGGUGCUGGUAUAUUUUUUGAUAUACUGACCCCUGAAAGAAUUCCAUUAAACGUUGGAAACAUAUCCUUACAAGGCACUAAACUUGGGUAUGUCGUUACUGGUGAAAUCGGUAUGACUUGUCUUUUAGGAAUUAGCAGGUCUCUGGAAGAAAACUGGGAGGCGAUUCAACCGAAGGAAGAACAGCUAUUUGGCCGCUAUUCAAAAUUAAACCUUCGAUGUGCAGAGGAACAAGAAGUUGUUGAUCACUUUAUGAAGACAUUUACCCGAAAUUCUGAUGGUCGAUUUGUAUUACGAUUGCCCACAAAUUCAAAGGUUGAUGAGUUAGGAGAUAGCCUGAAUAUGGCAACUUGUCGUUUCAUGAACGUCGAGAGAAGGCUUCAACGUGACAAUCAACUACGUGUGGAGUAUAUCAAAUUUAUGACCGAAUACUUAGAAAUGGGUCAUAUGGAAGAGAUCAAGGACGAUGUAACAACCAUGCCAAUAUUUUAUUUACCACAUCAUGCCGUUAUAAAAUCAUCAAGUUUAACCACGAAGGUCAGAGUCGUGUUUGACGCGUCCGCAAAGGGAUCAAAUAGUAUUGCAUUGAAUGAUGUGCUUAUGCGCGGACCAAGUAUACAAGAAGAUUUAUUUUCUAUUUUGAGUCGGUUCCGCAAACAUCAAAUUGUUAUAACUGCUGAUAUUGAAAAGAUGUUUAGACAGGUAGAAGUAGCCAAAGAAGAUCGAGAUCUACAACGGAUAGUUUGGAGAAAGCAUCCCAGCGAAGUUUUGCGUAAGUAUCGAUUGAACACAGUAACUUAUGGCACCACUCCAGCUUCUUUCAUGACAACAAAAUGUUUAGACGAACUAGCAAGGGAAAAUGAAGUACUAUUCCCAAAUGCAUCCAAGACGAUAAGACGAGAUUUCUAUAUGGAUGAUAUUAUGACUGGUAGUGAUUCAGAAGAAGAAUGUUUAAAAUUACAGCAAGAU
Messenger RNA from Myzus persicae (green peach aphid), 2541 nucleotides. RefSeq lists its product as uncharacterized. Lineage: Eukaryota; Metazoa; Arthropoda; Insecta; Hemiptera; Aphididae. The transcript has 2 exons. The record is from RefSeq and is a predicted model, not a curated record. The annotation marks the transcript as partial.